Molecule: messenger RNA, 1305 nt
Organism: Brenthis ino (lesser marbled fritillary)
Lineage: Eukaryota; Metazoa; Arthropoda; Insecta; Lepidoptera; Nymphalidae
Source: the annotation of a GenBank genome assembly
AUGGACGCAUCGUCCAUUAUAACUCAAGUGUCACGGGAUGACGAACAACUAAACAACUAUGGAUCCGCCAGCGGGUCUGUGUACGUCCCUGGCGGACAGCAAAACGAUGGAGAUGGAACACCUGUAUCGGGCUCCACUCCACUGGGAAGUAAGAAAUCGAGCGGUAGUGGAGGCUUCCUACGAUCCUUAUUAUGUUGUUGGCGAGGCGGGCGUGGCAAGGGUCCACCUGGUGGCAAUGGUACAAACAGCAUCGAUGGAAGGGCCUCACCCCCCCUUCUUGUCAUGUCAGAUCACACAGCAAGGCCAUUGUUACCACCUGUAAGACAUCAGGAUAUGCAUAAGAAGUGUAUGGUGAUUGAUCUUGACGAAACAUUGGUACACAGCUCCUUUAAGCCCAUCAACAACGCAGACUUCGUGGUGCCGGUGGAAAUAGACGGCGCGGUACACCAAGUGUAUGUACUGAAGCGGCCGCACGUAGACGAGUUCUUACGGCGUUGCGGAGAGUUGUACGAGUGCGUACUCUUUACUGCGUCGUUGGCUAAAUACGCGGACCCUGUAGCUGAUCUAUUGGACAGAUGGGGCGUAUUCAGAGCGCGGCUUUUCCGCGACAGUUGCGUGUUCCACCGCGGCAACUACGUAAAGGACCUGAACAGUCUCGGCCGCGACCUGCGCCGUGUCGUCAUAGUGGACAACUCGCCCGCCUCAUACAUAUUCCACCCGGAUAAUGCUGUACCUGUCGCGUCAUGGUUCGACGACAUGACAGAUUCAGAACUAUUGGACUUGAUACCGUUUUUCGAGAAAUUAAGCAAGCGACCACCCGACCCCCGAGGGGUCCCGGCGACCCCCGGCGCCGGCGGCUGGCGAUACACGCGCGUCCCCACGCACGACCCGCUCGGUCCCUUCGACCCCGACGUGCUAGUGUUGCCGGACACCGGCGGGGUCCCGGCGACGCCCGGCGCCGGCGGCCGGCGGUACACGCGCGUGCCCACGCACGACCCGCUCGGUCCCUUCGACCCCGACGUGCUAGUGUUGCCGGACACCGGCGGGGUCCCGGCGACGCCCGGCGCCGGCGGCCGGCGGUACACGCGCGUGCCCACGCACGACCCGCUCGGUCACUGCGACCCCGUCGUCCUCGUGUUGCCGGACACCCGCGUGGUCCACGCGACCCCCUCGCUAACCCUCCUCGAGACACUCAUAAAGAAAGGAGCGAACUUCGUCUUAAGUGCCAAUUUUGCCUUGUGGUUGAUAAGGACGUUAUUUGUACCUAUUAUACGGUUUAGGUAUCUAGUGCGUAAGUGGUCCGUG